Molecule: messenger RNA, 2051 nt
Organism: Annulohypoxylon maeteangense
Lineage: Eukaryota; Fungi; Ascomycota; Sordariomycetes; Xylariales; Hypoxylaceae
Product: phosphoglucomutase 2
Exons: 5
Coding region: 171-1832 (553 amino acids)
Biological process (GO): carbohydrate metabolic process
Cellular component (GO): cytosol
Molecular function (GO): phosphoglucomutase activity; magnesium ion binding
Source: RefSeq, a predicted model, not a curated record
CCCGCCAAACGUCGUCAUAUGUUUUUUAUUGAUUCCCCUCAUCCCCUAUCUCCUAUUUAAUUUUAAACCUCACAAGCUCUCUUCUGAAUGUUGGCAUACUAAGCUAACGGCCCUUUAAUACCCUCUCUUUUCGUAUUGCCGAUAGUUCAAGUUUAAAGUUGAAAUUCAUCAUGAGCGUCAAAUCUGUUGAGUUCAAGUCGUUUGCCGACCAGAAGCCUGGAACCUCAGGUCUUCGAAAGAAGGUUAAGGUUUUCCAAGAACCUAACUACAGCGAGUCUUUCGUCACAAGCAUCCUCCUAUCUAUCCCGGAGGGUGCCGAGGGUGCAUUCCUAGUCGUUGGCGGUGAUGGCCGAUUCUGGAACCCCGAAGUUAUCCAGCUGAUUGCGAAGAUUGGAGCUGCAUACGGAGUCAAGAAGUUGUUAAUCGGUCAGAAUGGUAUUCUGUCAACACCUGCUGCAAGCCAUGUCAUUCGAAAGCGGAAGGCGACAGGAGGCAUUCUCCUGACUGCUAGCCACAACCCUGGUGGACCCGACCAAGAUUUCGGUAUCAAGUACAACUUAGCCAACGGUGGCCCUGCCCCAGAAAGUGUGACGAAUAAGAUAUUUGAGGCUUCGAAGACCCUCACAUCCUUUAAGAUCGCCGAUAUUCCCGACGUAGACAUUACCACUAUUGGAACCAAGACGUACGGCCCCUUGGAAGUCGAAAUCGUCGAUAGCACGGCCGACUAUAUGGAAAUGCUGAAGGAUAUCUUUGAUUUCCCCUUAAUCAAGAAAUUCUUCGCCGACAACUCAGACUUCAAGGUGCUCUUCGACGGCCUGCAUGGCGUCACAGGCCCAUACGGAAAGGCAAUCUUCGAGGAAGAGUUGGGCGUCAAGGGCUCCACACAAAACUGUGUCCCAAAACCUGACUUCGGUGGUGGUCAUCCCGACCCCAACCUGACCUACGCUCAUUCGUUGGUGGAAGCCGUCGAUAAAAACUCCAUUCCCUUUGGUGCCGCAUCCGAUGGAGACGGUGACCGAAAUAUGAUCUAUGGUGCCGGAGCUUUCGUAUCACCUGGCGACAGUCUGGCCAUCAUAGCUCACCAUGCGCAACUCAUCCCAUACUUCAAGAAGCAGGGUGUCUAUGGGCUAGCCCGUAGUAUGCCAACGUCAGGUGCUGUAGACCUUGUCGCAAAGGCCCAGGGCCUGAACUGUUACGAGGUCCCAACAGGCUGGAAGUUCUUCUGUGCCUUGUUCGACGCCGACAAGUUGAGCAUCUGUGGAGAGGAGAGUUUCGGCACUGGAAGUAACCACAUCCGUGAGAAAGAUGGCCUAUGGGCUGUCGUAGCAUGGCUCAACAUUAUUGCCGGACUGGGAGAAGCUAACCCGGGAACUACGCCGAGCAUCAAGCAGAUCCAGACUGACUUCUGGAAGACGUACGGCCGAGUGUUUUUCACCCGGUACGACUACGAGAACGUGGACUCCGAUGGCGCGAACAAGGUUGUUGGAACUUUGAAGGACCUAGUUGCUGACUCCAGCUUUGUGGGUAGCAAAAUUGGAGAGCGCACGGUAACCGAUGCCGGAAACUUCUCCUACACUGACUUGGAUGGUUCCGUCUCCUCAAACCAAGGACUGUACGCCCGCUUCGAUAGCGGCAGCCGUAUCGUCGUUCGCUUAUCCGGAACUGGUUCAUCCGGAGCAACGAUCCGUCUAUACAUCGAGAAGUACAGCAAGGACCCCUCGACAUAUGCCCAAGAUGCCCAGGACUUCCUCAAGGAUGAAAUCAAAUUCGCGACAGGUCUAUUGAAGUUCAAGGAGUAUGUGGGACGUGACGAACCUGAUGUCAAGACGUAGAUGGCUGUAUGCCUGGGUUAGAAUUAGCGCGUGGAUUAAAAUGUUAAGGCUAUGAAAGCAGUUAGCUUUUGGUGAUUACCUAUGGUGUUGAUACACUAUGUAAUUGACGCCGAUAUGAUCAAAAAUAAAAUGGACGUAGGUCUAAGUUGGUAUUGAUAUAUGCCUUAGUAUAUGAAGUAUUAAGAUAAUGAAAAUAUUUGAGGGCAUGCUAUUAGUAAA